This is a messenger RNA of Brugia malayi, 1335 nucleotides long. RefSeq lists its product as uncharacterized. Gene Ontology annotation, molecular function: nucleic acid binding. Bases 1 to 1335 code for a protein of 444 amino acids. Lineage: Eukaryota; Metazoa; Nematoda; Chromadorea; Rhabditida; Onchocercidae. The transcript has 12 exons. Gene Ontology annotation, cellular component: cytoplasm. Gene Ontology annotation, biological process: methylation. The record is from RefSeq and is a predicted model, not a curated record.
AUGACGUAUUUCAUGAAAUUUAUAUUUGUCUUCUCACAAGUUCAUACUAACUUUCGACUUGCUGAAAUGGAAAGUAUUUGUAACUUAUAUGGAAUUCCCUGUGACAAUAAUAUUUCAUUACUUUGUAACAAACGACAUGUUUAUGUGUUCGAAUUUCCAUCCUUUGAUGAUGUGACCAAAAUACUUUCACGUUCAGUUCUUAUAAAGUAUGUAGUAGAAUGGAUAACAAGUUGUAAUGAUUAUGAAGAAUUAUGUGCAAAUAUUGAAAAAAGAAGGCUUGAUAUAAAAAACUACGAUUCAGCCGAUCAAUCUUUUGCUAUACGCAUGCGAUCCAUUGGAAGAAAAUGCAGCCGCACCCCUCUUGAAAAUAUAAUUGCGAACAUUGGUAAGGCACUUGAUUUGACUAAAUCUCCAGUAGAUCUAAGUAAUCCAUGCAAUACAUUUUAUGUUAUCGAGGAGUAUAAUUCAAAUUCGCUUCAGAGGAUUCAUUUUGGAAAAUUGGUAGGAUGUGGUCAGGGUCGAUUAAAAAAUCACUACUGCUUGACUGAACGGUGUUACAUUGGUAAUACAACGAUAGAUCCAGAAUUAUCAUUCCUUCAAGCUAAUAUUGCAAAAGUGGAUAUUGGUUCACUUGUUCUUGAUCCAUUCUGUGGAACGGGUGGUCUGUUGAUUGCUGCUGCACAUUUUGGUGCUGCUGUUUUAGGAAGCGAAAUAAAUUAUCAAAUUGCCAGAGCUGUCGGUAAAUCGUCACGUGCUGGUGUCGAGUGCAAUACAGCAAAAGAAUCAGUUGCUGCAAAUUUUCGACAAUAUGGAAUAGAUUUUUAUUUCAUGGGUUUGAUAAUAGCGGAUGCUAGCCAACAUCAGCUAUGGCAUCCAGGCACACAUUCUGGCACCUUUCCUGUUUUUGAUGCAGUAAUCACUGACCCACCCUACGGAAUUAGAGAAAAAGGACAAAAAGUGAGCAUCAAAGGAAAGAAGGAAUCGUGGAUAGUCAAAGAUGCUCAGCAUGCAAAUCAUUAUCCUGAAAAGGCGAAAUAUUCCAUUUCUUCGGCAUUCCUUGAUCUCAUCGAUCUUGCUAGUAGAUUACUUGUUGUUGGUGGGCGUUUGUUAUUUUGGUUUCCAGUAUUCGAUGAUGAAUAUUCCGAAGCAAUUUUACCAAAACAUGAUGCGAUGAAAUUGAUUUAUAACUGUGAGCAGUCAUUGUCACGCAGGUAUUCCAGAAGAUUGCUUGUAUACGAGAAAUUAAGAAUGGUAAAGAACGAUGAGAAGACGUAUGUUGAAAAGGACUGCUACGAAAAUAUGACUUUUCGGCAGCGUGUGUUUAUGAAACAUUGA